Molecule: messenger RNA, 789 nt
Organism: Trichosporon asahii var. asahii CBS 2479
Lineage: Eukaryota; Fungi; Basidiomycota; Tremellomycetes; Trichosporonales; Trichosporonaceae
Exons: 3
Coding region: 1-789 (262 amino acids)
Source: RefSeq, a predicted model, not a curated record
AUGAGCAACAGCAUUUUAAGCCCCCUGUCUCCAUCUUCCCUCUACUCGCCACCGCUGCCCACAUCGCCGCCCGCGGAAGCCCCUCCAGAGAUGUCUAUCGAUGACGAGCUGCCAUCCUACUCGGACACGUUGCGGUCCGGCCCCGCUAAAUACGCAUGCUUGAUGCUGUCAGGAACAGACAGGAUCCAGGCCAUCUCCUUUCCGUACAACAGGCGGACUCGAGAUCUCCUCGUGUCAGCAUUGAAGGUCGGCCAAGGUGUCGCCAACUGUGACCUGCCAGAAGACGGUGUAUGGGACUUCAAGCUAUAUGGCAAGCCCUGGUCGCUGGAUUCACUGGACGCCGUCAGAGCGCCGCACAUACUCGUUUCGCUCUACACCACCUUGGCAACCGCGGGGUGGCACCCUAGUGCAUCCGUGGACAUCGUGAAGAAGAAGACGUCGCAUGACUCGAUUUAUUUCCGGACGGGGCCGCGCAUUCCGAGAGAGUUCUUCGCAAUCACUAUUGAGGAGAGCGACAAGCUGCGGUUGGUCGACGCUCCCUGCCAGAGAGUGAAAGAUGCGUUUGUAGGGGCCUGUGCAAGCCAGACUGUGCAGGAGAAGGAAAUGGGCAGUCUCGUCGUCAAGUUCAGCGGUACUCCAUGGACGGCGUGGAAGGGCGACAACACUCGCGGCGCCCGCCGCGUUCUCGCCGCCGCAAUGGAGCGUCUUGAGACGGCCGGCUUCGAGCUCGUCUCUAGCGUUUCGCUUUCGGGGCGAGUCAUGAUGAUUUUUGGCACCCGGCGGUUCUGA